UAUCGCGAUAGUUGGAGAUCAGCACGGAAGAAGCUAAGCUAGCUGUGAGCUCACUGACUUUCCUUCAACUGGUCGGUGAGACGACAGAAUGAGUUUAACGUCUAUAAUCCGAUGAGUUUACGAACAGCAGUUAGCUGGUGACGGUUGUUUGUUUUUUUUAUUUUACAUCAAUAUGGAUUUAAACACAGUUAAUCGCUCUCCGAGAGAGGAAGGGGAGCUCGAAGACGGAGAGAUCUGCGAUGAUGAAACCGAGGAGAGUGUGCCGAUCCGGCGGGGGGAUGGGAACAGGCGCGGCGGCGGCGGCUGUGGUGCUCCUCCACGGACACGAAAACCUCACCUACACCCCCACAAAAUGCUGCCACACAUGGGCCACCCGCCGCCAGAUUUUCGCCUCUUAAUGCCAUACAACCUCGGACCUCACACACACGGCCCUUUCCCCCCGAGCCACAGGCAACAGUGCGAGCCUAGCGGGCCCGACCGGCCUCCCUCUCCUCUGCCUCUGCCUCUGCCGCCGCCGAUGCCGAUGCCGCUACCGCUGCCGCCGGGACUCGGUCCUCACUGCGAGCCGAGCCCACGGUCCAGCUUCUGGGAGCGGAGUCACGGCGCCCUGGGGAGGUUCAGGCACCGGGCCAUGCCGAACCGUGGACGCGGAGGCUGGAACCGAGGCAGCCGGGGUGGUGGAAACACCAGAGCUCCCCCAGGUCGUUACGGGCCCGGAGAGAGUCACAGCAACAAGAAGGACUCUCCCCUGAGAAAGCAAAAGCCGCUGGGGAGGAAUCAAGCAAGAAAAGCGGCUCACAGUGUUUCCAAAUCAGACACCAGUGUUGACGAGUCCUUCGAGGACUUGCUGUCAAAGUAUAAGCAGAUUCAGCUGGAGCUGGAGUGCAUCCGUAAGGAGGAGACCAUGGCUCUGGAGCCCAAAGGUUCCCCUGAGAGAGACGAGGCCUCGGACCACGCCGCCAGUAUUGCAGAAGCCAAACCAGUAACCGAAACGGCGAGAGUUCCGAGUCCGGCAGGAGCGGAGGAGACUCCAGAGAUGAAGAAAGUGUUCCAGGCCUUCAACAUCAAACCGCUCCGUCAGAAACUUCCCACGCCUGUUAAUCUGGACGAUCCCAAGAGGAAAUGUGGCGAGCAGGUCAAGAGUGGUGACGGAGAGCAGGAGGGUGAAGAAGAAGAAGAAAGAGCGACACAAGUGGGAGCAGAAACCGAACAAAAAGCCGAUAAAGAGGUAGAGGAGACGAAGAAGAUGUGUUCGUGCUGCAGCGAGGAAUCGGAGGACGACGGGAAGGAGAAAACGAAGAAGGUGUGUUCGUGUCGGAGAGAAUCGUCGGCUUCCAGCGAGGACUCCGUCAUCUCUCCAGACAAGCAGCCGGUGGUGAAGGUGGAGGAGGAGGAGCUGUCGGAGCUGCAGCUGCGUCUUCUCGCCCUGCAGUCGGCCAGUAAGAAGUGGCAGCAGAAGGAGCAGCAGGUGAUGAAGAGGAGCAGGGAGCGGAUCACCAAGGCGGCCCAGGAGAAGAGUUCCAGCUCCAGCCCCACUGCUGCUACUGCUGCUGCUGCUUCUCCUUCUGCGACCAGCAGACAAGUCAGGACAGAGAGAGUCACCACCAGGUCCGCCUCCUCUGCUGCUGCUGCUGCAGCUGCUGCAGAGAGGAACAGAACCAAGUCCAAACCUCAGGACCGGGAGCGAGACAGGACCAAGACCGGGGCCAGACCUGGAGACAGAGACAGAGAGAGGCUGACAGACAGAGAGAGGCUGAAGCCGAGUCCUAAACCUGGACCUAAAUCCCCGCUGGAGAGGAGCAGAACUGCAGGAAAACCCCACAUGACCAAGAAGAUCAGCCCAGGUGAGAAGGGCUCUGCGGCCAAGCAGGCGGCCAGGAAGCAGCAGCUGAGGACGUGGAAGCUGCAGCGGCAGCAGGAGGAAAAGCGACGGCUGGAGGAGGACGAGCGUCGCAAACGAGAGGAUGAAAUCCGCCGAAUCCGUGACCUCUCCAACCAGGACGAGCAGUACAACCGAUUCAUGAAGCUGGUGGGGGGGAAGAUGCAGACGCGCAGCAAAUCCAGAGAUCGAGAACACAGGAAGUCAACAGGUAAAACAGGCCUGGACGCCUCAGGGAACCUCUACCAGUAUGACAACUAUGACGAGGUGGCGAUGGACACAGAUAGUGAGACCAGUUCACCGGUCCCGUCGCCGUCACACGCUGCGUCCGCUGCAGACGAUCCAGGAUGUUUCCCUCAGACGUCUCUCUACAUGACAGACUCUGCUCAGUUCAGCAUGGAUUUCUCUCAGCCCUUCCUCUCCUCCAUGUUGUCGGGCGUUCCUCCUCCGCCGCCUCCUCUCCCCCCUCCACCUGACGAGCUGGAGCCUCCUCCCAAACCGCCCUUCGCUGAUGAGGAAGAGGAGGAGGAGAUGCUGCUCAGGGAGACCUGUCUCAUGUCUAUGGCCAACAAGAGGGUGCCAGCCAGCGAGGAGAAGAUCUGCAGCGGUCCUCCCUCUCCAAGCUGUCAGCCUAACGCCGGCGAUAAGCAGCCGACCAGAGGAAACCUGAGCACCGUCAGCCUCAACACGGUGCCCCCGUCACGCACCAACAAGUUCACCAGAGGACACCACGCUCCCAGAGCGCCGCUGUUGCUGCCUCGACACAAGUCGGUGGUGGUUUCGCUCAACGAUUCGGACGACAGCGACUCCGACGUGGACGCCGGCAGCUCCUCGCAGGCCAUGUUCGGAGGUCUGGAGUUCAUGAUCAAAGAAGCCAGGAGGACUGUCGAGGCAGCGAAGCCUAAAGGUGCGUCAGGAUCUGAGAAGGAGAACAACCCAGUCAGAACUCCAGAGGCUUUACCUGAAGCCAAGAAGGCCGAGUACCGCCUGCUCAAAGAGGAGAUCGCCAGCAGAGAGAAGCAGAAGAUGUUGAAGGAUCACAGUCUGAGCUCCUCCUCGCCUGCUGUCUCUGAUUCUGCGGUGGAUUCAUCAGCGAAGUCCGCAGCUGAGCUGAAGCUGACUGAAGUAGAGAAGGGACUCAAAAAACACAGAGACCUGCUGCAGAGAGACGAAGCCGUCCUCAGACAUCUGCUGCAGCAGGAGCUGAAGAAGAGAGAGUCUCUGAGGGCGGCAGAGACGAAGGUGGCCAAACUGAGGGAGCAGCUGACAGCCUCCGAGAAGAUCGUCAGCGCGAACAAGACGUUGCUCAACAAGCUCCAGGAGCAGGUGCACCGUGUUGAACAUCGGGUGUCCAUAAAGAAGAGUGUGGCUGCCAAGUUGGAGCAGGAGCUGGUUAAGGCUCUGCAGGCCGCUGGAAGAUCCUCGAAACGCCGACAAGACUCCAACCAGACUCUGCCCAAUAAGCUGCAGCGUGUGGACGGAGCUUCUCUCGGCUCGGAGCGUCACUUUGCAGAGCUGAUCGCUCAGAAGCAGCGGCUGCAGCAGCUGGAGUCCGAGUACGCCCUCAAGAUCCAGAAGCUGAAAGAAGCUCAAGCUCUGCGCAACAAAGGAGUCGCACCAGAGCCGCCCGCAGAACCACGCUCACGAGCUUCCACGCCCCCCGACCCUCAGAGUCAGCUGCCUCCUGCCUCCAGCCCCUUCCCUCUGCCCCAGCCCUCCCUGCACGACCUCACCCAGGACAAACUCAUCCUGGACAGCGAGGACGUCCCGGAGGCUGAGGAUCACGAGUCAGAAUCCACAUCCGCACCCGCCGCCGCCGCUACCGCCACUGCCAAAGGCACCCGCCGACACUCCUUCCGUCGGUCGGACUCAAACUCCUUCACCAAACCCAACCUGGAGCAGCUGAGCUCGACUCCAGCUAAAGACAGCAACACUGCCAAACCUGCCAAGACUGUGAGCAGCUCCCCUGAGCCUGCAGAGAUGAUUGCAGGGCUGGACAUGGACUCUCUGAAACUGAGAUACCAGCAGCAGGCGCAGCUGGGAGAGCUGCUGCGGCUGGAGCUGCAGAAAGUGGGAGAACAUGUCGAUAACCUCCCAACUGGAAAGGUGGUUGCAGUGGAGGUGGACGCCGCAGCAGGAAACACAGAGCUGAGGCCUGUUCCCUUUGGACCGUAUCACAGCCCUCUUCUGGUCUUCAGAUCAUACAGGUUUAGUCCGUAUUACAGGACCAAGGAGAAGUUGUCUCUGAGCUCGGUCACAUACAGCAACACCAUCGAACCAAAGAAGUGUUUCUGUCGGUUUGAUCUCACAGGAACCUGCAACGACGACGACUGUCGAUGGCAGCACAUGAGGAAUUGCACUUUAUCUGGAAACCAACUGUUCCAGGAUAUCCUGUCGUACAAUCUGUCUCUGAUCGGCUGCUCUGAGAGCAGCUCGGACGAGGACAUUAGUGCUGCAACAGAAAACUAUAUGAAGAAGCUGUUUGGCACAAACAAAGACCGAAUGGGAGUCGACCAGAAGGCCGUCCUCCUCGUGAGCAAAGUGAACGAAAGCAAACGCCACGUCCCUCCUUUCACCACCUUUAAAGACAUGAGGAGGUGGAGACUGAAGCCGUCAGCGCAGAAUAACCUUCACCCUGAGGACGACAGCGAGGAAGAGACUGCAGGUGGAAACCCGACGCAGGGAAGAUACGACGACGGCUCAAAGACCAGCCUCUCUGCUUUGGAUGUGUGCGUCACGUCAGAGGACAAACGUUAUUUUAUCAGUGAGACAGACGACAUAUCGAACCUGGAGACGAGUGUCCUGGAGAGUCCCCGAGACACUCAGCUGUGGAUUAAAUUAGCCUUCAGAUACCUCAAUCAGAACGAAAUCUCUGCAGCCGAGUGUUUGGAAGCCGCCUUGAACACGUUGUCUCGCGCUCUGGAAAGUAACUGCGACAACCCCGAGGUGUGGAGCCACUACCUGUCUCUGUUCUCCAGGCGAGGCAGCCGGGAGGAGGUCCAGGAGAUGUGUGAGAUGGCUGUGGAGCACGCGCCUGACUACAGAGUGUGGUGGAACUAUCUGAACUUGGAGAGCUCGUUUGAGGGGAAGGACUACGUAUGUGAUCGUCUGCUGCAGUAUCUCCUCAGCGAAGCGUCCUCUGGUGUCACAGAGAAACUCUCCUUCCAGCUGAUGGAAGCUCUGCUCUACAGAGUCGACCUCAACCUGUUCACAGGCAGGAUGGAGAGCGCUCUGGCCAUUUUACAGAACGCGUUGAAAUCGGCUCUCGAGCGGAGCAUCGCUGACCAUCUGACGCCGAGUGACCGGGCGUUGAUCUGGCUCUCUUACAUUCACCUGACGGAGUUCGACCGGCUGCCGUGCAGCCUGUACGACCCGGCGGAGUCCGGCCCGUCCCGGCUGCUUAGCAGAGAGCACUUCCUGCUGCCCUGGAGAACGCCGCAGGACAUCAGCACGCCGCUCGACAUCCUUAUCGCUCUCUUCCAAGACGCCAUCCAUCAGUGCAGCGAUGAGUCUUUGUCUCAGAGCGAGAGGACGCUGGCCUGUCUGCCGCUGCACUCAAACCUCAUCUUCCUCAACAAGCUGCUGGAGAGGUUUGACGAGGGCAUCGUUCUGUGCGAGUCCCUGCUGGAGUUUUGUCCGGAGUCGUGCACGCUGCGAGACGCUCUGGCCGACCUCCACUUGAGGAAAGGAAACGCCGAUCAGGCGGUCAGCAUGUGGCUUCACGCUCUGGCAGAGUGUCCCAACAACGCAGAGGUCUUCUAUCACUCCUGCAAGUUCCUCAUGGCUCAGGAUAAGUCCAGCGCCGUCGUUCCUCUGUUUCGAGGAUUCAUCUUGUCUCUGUGUGAGGAUGAACAGAGUCAGAAGAAGCCUGUGGACGUUCUGCGGCACAUCCUCGGUUUUGCCACUGAAGAGCUCCUGUCAGGUUCGAUCAUCAGGAAGGAGCUUCAGGAGCAGCUCAGCCAGCAGAUGCCCUACCUCCACCUGCUUCACUGUCGCUGGCAGUGGCUGCACAGUUCUGUGGAGGAGACGGUGGACGCCUUCGAGAGAGCGCUGGGAUCAGCCAUGCCGCUGGAGGAGCUUCACAAAGUCUGGAUGGAUUACCUGGAGUUCAGCAGCAGUCAGCUGGCUCGCUCUCCAGCCAACAGUCAGUCCAGAAGGUUCUCAGAUCUGGUCCAGCGCUGUCUGAGCACCGUUCCGUCUCGCCUGGAGGUUCCCUUCAAUCCCGCAGAGUUCUGGAGCUGCUACCGCUUCCACAACAAGGUGGUGUCUCUUUAUCUGAGCUGUCUGCCGCAGUCCCAGCAUGCACUUGUCCUGGAGAGACUGCGAUACGCGAUGCCCAACAACACUGAACUGGGUCUCAGGUUGCUGCAUCAGGAGUGGCAGGACGGAAACAUGGAACAUCUGAAAUUCCAGGCCCGGAUGUUGACUAAUAACGCUCCAAAGUGUUUGGCCAACUGGAGAAUAUCGAUCGCUGUGGAGAGAGAGCUGAAGGAGCGAUCUGAGGUGCGACUUCUUUAUCAGCAAGCCCUGCAGAACCUUCCACUGUGUGCUGCCCUGUGGAAAGAUCUGCUGCAGUUUGAGUCAGCAGAAGGAGGUAACACAGAUAGACUGAGGAGGCUUGUGUUGAGGUGUCAGGAGGUCGGAGUGAGUUUAGUUGAGGUCAGAGCCGCUCACACGGAAGAUCUCGGACUCUCCAACAUUCCUCUGAACAACAACAACAAGUUAUCAUAGAAUAAAGUCACACUGCAGAUGAUUGAGUGAGAGCAGACAGAGGUAAGACAGAGGGGGGAGGCGCCUCCCCCUCCUCCAGGACAACAGAAACCCCUCUGCAAUGGAGGCCACUGCUGCCUCCUUAUAUCACCUUACAUCAUGUACGUAAGUAUAGACCUGCUGAGUGACAGUGUUUACUUUGUCUUCCCUGUUUCGUUUCUGUCACUUUUCAUUUGGAUUUCAUUCCCCCCCCCCCUCCCCCCUGUU
Thunnus maccoyii (southern bluefin tuna) is the source of this 6856-nucleotide messenger RNA. Its product is annotated as zinc finger C3H1 domain-containing protein-like. Lineage: Eukaryota; Metazoa; Chordata; Actinopteri; Scombriformes; Scombridae. Gene Ontology annotation, biological process: RNA processing. Gene Ontology annotation, molecular function: protein binding. The record is from RefSeq and is a predicted model, not a curated record. Gene Ontology annotation, cellular component: nucleus; exosome (RNase complex). Bases 173 to 6610 code for a protein of 2145 amino acids. The transcript has 35 exons.